AUGCGUCCUCAACAGCUCCUCGCCGCAGCCUUGACGCUGUCAUCCCUUUCUGCCGCUUGGCCAUGGCCGCCCAACAUGGACGACAUGAAAGAGGUCAUGGGUGUCGAGAACCUGUUCAAGCGCGAAAACUGGUUCUACAUCCGUGCCGACGAAACCACCACCAGCGACUCGGCUGCAAAGACCACCGCUGCAAAGACCACCGCAGCAAAGACCGAUGCCGCUUCAGACACCGCGUCUGCGUCGGGAAGCGAGAAGACAACGGCAGCUGAAACGGCCUCCAAGACCGACUCCGCCGCCGCAACUACCGGCAGUGGCACUAAUACGGCCAAGGAAACGGGCAAGACGACCGGAAAGGAGAGCGGCACGGCCAAGGAAACCGGCAGCACCAAGACGUCGAAGAAGGGGUCGAAGAGCACGUCGUACGACGCCCGUCUGCCGGCGGGCGGCAUUUCGAUGAUCACGCCUGCCGCGACGGAUACGUCACAGUACUACAAGAUCGGCGACUGGCUGUCGUUCGCGUGGAACUACACGUCACUGUCGGCCACGCCGUCGGCCAUCAACGUCCUGGCUAGCUGCAGCUUGAACUCCGAGACGUACACGCUGGCGCAGAAUCUGUCCGUGGCCACGACCAACAUGGUGUACUGGGACACGGGCGACUACGAGAAGACGGCGACCAAGAGCUUGGUGCAGGCGACGUACACGCUCAUCAUCUACGAUGCCGGUAGCAGCAUUUCUGCCACGGCUGCCGCCGGUUACUUGGGAGUUGCGAACACUUUCACCUUUGGCAUGUACCGCCCCCAGGAGUACGUCCCGAGACAAGAUUGGACUUGCCCUGGCUGUAACGCUGCCGGCGUCAGUGUCGAGCAGCAGACGGUCCGUUUCCUGUUCGGCACCUUUGCCGUAACCGUCAUCAGUUUCACCUGGUUCGUCAUCGGCUUCGGCAUCAUCUAA
Lasiodiplodia theobromae is the source of this 951-nucleotide messenger RNA. RefSeq lists its product as uncharacterized. The record is from RefSeq and is a predicted model, not a curated record. The transcript is spliced from 3 exons. Lineage: Eukaryota; Fungi; Ascomycota; Dothideomycetes; Botryosphaeriales; Botryosphaeriaceae. The coding region runs from base 1 to 951 and encodes 316 amino acids.